AGGCACAAUCAAAAGACAUCACGUUUUAGGAAGCAUCGGGCACCGUCAGUGCCAUUUUCUACCCAGUUCGUCUUUGCUGUUAGAAAGCGGACUGCCGCCGGAGAGGAAAGAGGAGAGAGGAGAGAGAGGGCAGAAGUGGAGUGGGGGGAAAGCGAGGCAAUGGUGUAAGAGCAGGCGGAAAGCGACGAGGGGACGUCUUGUUCUUCCUGCCAACGUGCCUCCCGUCCAGCUUUGCCUUUUUGAUGCCGUCCUGACGGAGUUUCGGGCCAAUAACGGACUUGUUCUUUCUGGUGGGCUGAACCAUGCAGAGGCUGCUGCUGCUCCUCACUUUGCUCGUCACUUUACAAACUGUCUGGACCGCCAGAUUCUCCCAGGAGCCGGCGGACCAGUCGGUGGCGCGGGGACAGAGGGUGAUCCUCUCCUGCGUCGUCUUCAACUACUCGGGCAUCGUUCAGUGGACCAAAGAUGGCCUGGCGCUGGGCAUCGGCGAGGACCUGCGGGCCUGGCCUCGGUACCGAGUGCUGCGGGUCCAGGAGCUGGGCCAGUACAACCUCGAGAUCUUGUCGGCCGACCUGUCUGAUGACUCCUUGUACGAGUGCCAAGCCCCCGAUGCCGCCCUGAGGUCCAGGAGGGCCAAGCUCACCGUCCUCAUCCCCCCAGACGACCCGGUGAUCGACGGCGGUCCGGAGGUUCUGCUCAAUGCGGGGGAGUCCUACAACCUCAGCUGUGUGUCUCGGGGUGCUAAACCGCCCUCCGUGAUCGAGUGGCUUAAAGAUGGCCUGCCUGUCGAUGGGGCCGUCAGUGGCACCGAGGUUCUCCCAGACCGUAAGAGGGUGACCACGCGCAGCUUCCUGCCCAUCCACCCCAUCGACGCAGACACAGGGAGGAACUACAGCUGUGUGGCCUCCAACCUGGCGGCCCCUGCGGGCAAGAGCACAACUGUUACCCUCAAUGUGCACCAUCCACCGACAGUGACCUUGUCCAUCGAGCCUCGCUCCGUCCUGGAGGGCGACAGGGUCACCUUCACUUGUCAAGCCCAGGCCAAUCCCCCGAUUAUGGGCUACAGGUGGGCCAAGGGCGGCGUGGUGCUGCAGGGCGCCAGGGAGAGUGUGUUCACCACCAAAGCGGACCACUCCUUCUUCACCGAGCCGGUUUCUUGCCUCGUCUUCAACGCCGUGGGAAAGACCAACGUCAGCAUCCUGGUGGACGUUCACUUUGGUCCCGUUCUGUUGGUGGAGCCUCAGCCCAAAACGGUGGACGUCGACUCGGACGUCAACCUCAACUGCAAAUGGGCCGGGAACCCGCCGCUCACGCUCACGUGGUUCAAGAAAGGUUCCAACAUGGUUCUGAGUAACAGCAACCGACUGUACUUGAAGUCCGUGAGCCAGGCCGACGCGGGCCAGUACGUAUGCAAGGCCAUCGUGCCGCGGAUCGGCGUCGGGGAGACCGAGGUCACGCUCGCCGUCAACGGCCCACCCAUCAUCUCCAGCGACCCCAUCCAGUAUGCAGUGCGAGGGGAACGGGGCGAGGUCAAAUGCUACAUUGCGAGCACACCUCCUCCAGAUAAGAUUGUGUGGGCGUGGAAGGAGAAUGUGUGGGAGGAGGAGAAGGGCACGCUUCUGGAGCGCUACACGGUGGAGCAAAGCAGAACGUCGGCCGAGGGCGGCGGCGUCCUCUCCACCCUCACCGUCAACAACGUGAUGGAGUCCGACUUCCUGACCUCGUACAACUGCACGGCCUCCAACUCCUUCGGGCCCGGCACCAUGAUCAUCACGCUGGAGGAGACGGAGGAGGUCCCAGUGGGGAUAAUUGCCGGGGGGACGGUGGGCUCCACCAUCCUCUUGUUCAUCUUCCUCCUGAUCCUCGUACUCAUCUUCUACUGGCAACGCAAAGGCAGUCGGCGAGGGGUCACGCUGGGAAAGCCGGACAUUAAGGUGGAAACCAUAAACAAGGAGAGCCACAGCUUGGAGGAGGACUCGGCCAGCGUGUCCACGGCCUCACGCAUGGUGAAGGCCAUGUACUCGUUUCUCCCCUCUGUGUCUUUCUCUCCCUCCAAUCAGCCCUUUAAGGACGACAUCGAGCUCAAGUCGGACCUCCGCAGCGACACCGCGGACACCCGCCAGGAGUACGACCUGAAGGAUCCCACCAACGGCUACUACAACGUACGAGCUUCCACGCUGGACGAAGGUCGUCCCGCCUCGCGCUCCACCAUGCACUACUCCGACUACCGCUCCCCCACCGGUACUCCGGGGGGCGCCGCAUCCAUUAGCGGCAGCAGCGCGGGUGGGUCGGGCGCCGCGGCCCCCGGCCCGCCGGGCCCCCUCACCUCCCCGGGCCGCCCGCAGGCCUGCUACGACCCGCGGCCCCCUUCCAGACUGUCCCACAUCAGCUACGCGCAGUUCAACACUUUCACCCGCGGGGGCCAGAACCAGCAACCCCCCGGCAACCCCGCUCCCACGGCGGGCGACUUCCCGGGGGACUGCGGCCUGCUGGACUCCACCUCCCAGCUGGCGUACGACAACUACGGCUACCCGUCGCAUUACCAGACGUACCGGAUGGGGUUCGCCCCAUCGAGCCUGGCCCCGCUGGAGGCCGGCCCCUCGUACGAGAUGUACGGGGUGGGAUCGGGCGGGGCCGGUCCGGGCGUCGGCGCGGCCGCCGCGCCGACGGGCUCGGACACGGGACUCGGCAAGUACGGCAGCUCCGCUCGCUUCUCCUACACGUCGCAACACUCCGACUAUUCUCACAGCCGACACACGCAGAGGAUGCAGACUCACGUGUGAAAGCGACCUAACGGCCCGACCGGUGUCUUCGACAGAGCAUUGCGGCUAAAACCAACACACACACAUAUUUCCACGCGCAAACACGGCACAUGUACGGUUAUAGAGGAGCGCGCCCGUGAGACGGGAGGAGGAAGGUGGAGACAAAAGCGCGGCCGACGUGUUUGGAAACGGGAGCGCUGAGAGAGCGGACGGCGCGAGUCACAAUCACGACGAGGACCACGACGCAGACGCAGACUUUGCAUCGACUUUUGUCAAGGGCGCCGGACGGCAAUGACUGAAAAUGACCGGGACCGGCCCGUCGCGGUGCCCCGAGGCCGGAGCUCAUCGAAGAAACAGGGCAGGCUUGCGAACCUUGCUACGGCGAGCUCUACUAACUCGGCGGAAGGCCGAAUAGAUCAACGUCCACUACGGUACAUGUGACUGAGUCAUUUAUGCUCAUUUUUCUUUCAACUUUUCCCAUCAUGCUUCUUAGCCAAGGGAAAGUGGUUGUUCUAGGAAGGCAAUCAUCCUUUUGCACCGCAUCAACACUAUUCACGCUUGGACGUCUCCCAUCUCUAUCUGUCCUCUUUUCAUUUGCACACCUGACUAGAGCUUUGUAUUCUAUUUUUUAAGAUUACAGAUGAAUUAUUUUUUGUCAAUGUAAAACAUGGAACGAUGUGUGUGUACGGACCAAACGUUUGAGGGGUUGUGCCGUCAAAAAGGGUAUAUAAGUGUAUAAAAGAAACCUAGUGCCAAGUGUUGAUCUUGUAGACCAUGUAGAAUAUAUGCAGUAGAAGCUCCUUCUGUUGGCGACCGUGGCUUUACAAACCAGGUGAGGGACCUCGGGUCAGACUGUGUUUUCUCAGCUCGAGCCUCCACGAGCUCGAAACUUGGAAGAACGGUGCGGACGGUGAGAAAAACACGGAGGCGGGGUUUAGAAGGGAGCGGCCUUAUCGGGAGAACAGGAUCGUUUCUCGUCGUCUGCCUGCCAAAAGAGAAUGUGUACGGAGGGAAGGCCGUCUACAAUAUUGACAUGUAGUAAUGAGCGCGUCUGUCUGUCUGUCUGUGUGUGUGUGUGUGUGCGUGCGUGCGUGCGUGCGAGAGAGACGUCGGGACGGCGUGUGCGGGCAACGGCGCGCGCAUCAAUUUGUACAGCGUGUUUGUACAGAUGUGUGAACGGAUACAUGCAUACUCCAAAUCUGACUCGUGCGUGCGUGCGUGCGUGCGUGGGACUGUUGUAUGCAUGUCCGGCUGUAUACAAUGUGUGUGUUUCAAUAUACGUCUGUAUCAUUUCGCUCACAAUCUAGUACUUUUAUACCUCUGGUAGGACUGUAUCCUGUAUUAUUGUGUCUUUGAAUUUAGAAAAACCCAAUGUAUAUGUUAUUGUACUGUUCCGUAGCAGGAAAAAAAAGCGUUUUCAAAUGUUAUCAAACUCAUUUUUAUUUCUUUACCUUCAAGAUUUUUAAAAAAAUGUAUGUAAUUAUUUUUCCACAGUAUUACAUAAAUAAAAGCACUGUUUUUUAAUAAAAAUGAAAUA
Messenger RNA from Phycodurus eques (leafy seadragon), 4299 nucleotides. RefSeq names its product kirre like nephrin family adhesion molecule 1a (gene kirrel1a). Gene Ontology annotation, cellular component: cell-cell junction. Bases 303 to 2783 code for a protein of 826 amino acids. The record is from RefSeq and is a predicted model, not a curated record. Gene Ontology annotation, molecular function: cell adhesion molecule binding. The transcript is spliced from 16 exons. Lineage: Eukaryota; Metazoa; Chordata; Actinopteri; Syngnathiformes; Syngnathidae. Gene Ontology annotation, biological process: cell-cell adhesion.